This is a messenger RNA of Acomys russatus (golden spiny mouse), 6007 nucleotides long. It is a transcript of the gene Sphkap, whose product is annotated as SPHK1 interactor, AKAP domain containing. Gene Ontology annotation, cellular component: cytoplasm. Lineage: Eukaryota; Metazoa; Chordata; Mammalia; Rodentia; Muridae. Bases 316 to 5496 code for a protein of 1726 amino acids. The transcript is spliced from 13 exons. Gene Ontology annotation, molecular function: protein kinase A binding. The record is from RefSeq and is a predicted model, not a curated record.
UGAGCCGGAAACAACAGCAAAAUGCUCAAUAGUCAGUCCCCAAGAUAGGAGACCUGGGAGGCAGGCGGGAAUUAGGCUGAAGGAUCGCUUCCACCUAGUAGUCUCCAAGAUCUGAGCAGACGACAGGAGGCGCCACCAGGACAUCUCUGCUGCGCUUGGUGGCCAGGGAGGAGCGAGCAUCAAUCUCUGCUGCGGGUGUCAGCCAGCCACCGCCGGCUGCUCCAGCCUGCACGUCUCUGUCCCUGGCGCAGGGCGCUCGGGCUUCUUAGCCUUAGCCUGCGCUGUCAGCUUUUCUCUACCCGCGAUCAACCAUGGAUGUCAACUCCCCGCUUUCUGUGCAAAGCCAUGUGGGUAGUUGAACCAAACUCUGCUACCUGCCUUUCUGCUGCCCUGCCUGCCAAGAGACACUGCCAGGAAUCCAGCACCCUGGAGUCACCACUGAUGCACGAGGUCUCAGAAGCACAGCCCAUCAGCAGCAGUGCAGCAGGCAGCCUGGCUGGCUCCAUCACGGCCUGUAAGAAGGUUCUUCGUAGCAAUAGCUUGCUGGAGUCGACAGACUACUGGUUGCAGAACCAGAGGACGCCUUGCCAGAUUGGGUUUGUGGAAGAGGAGUCUGAAAACUGUGCUUCUGUCUGUUUUGUGAACCUGGAUGUAAACAAGGGUGCCUGCAGCACAGAACACCUGCAGCAGAAACUGGUCAGCGUUUCACCAGACCUCCCCAAACUCAUCAACUCCAUGAAUGUCCAACAGCCGAAAGAAAAUGAAAUUGUCCUUCUGAGUGGGUUAGCCUCAGGAAACCUCCAGGCCGACUUUGAUGUUUCACAGUGCCCUUGGCUGACGGAUAUCUGCUUGGUCCAAUGUGCAAGAGGGAACAGACCAAACAGUACCAACUGCAUCAUCUUUGAGAUCAACAAGUUCCUGAUUGGUCUGGAAGUGGUGCAGGAGCGCCAGCUCCACCUGGAGACCAGCACCCUGACGCUGGAGGAUGACACCAACUGUUCCCUGUCUUCAAUCGAAGAAGACUUCCUUACGGCCUCCGAGCAUUUGGAGGAAGACAUUGAGGUGGAGGAAGGCAGGAGCGGUUUUGAAACUGUAAAUGUGCCCGCUAAUGUUUUGGAAAGUAAAAAGCCAAAGGAAACUACCCAGGAAGGAUGGGAUUGCCGCAAGGAAAAGCUGCACUGUGCUUUAGGGGAAAAACACAUUAGAAAAUAUCGCAUGCCUUCGAUGAAAACAGAAAGAUCAAAGGAAAGCGUAGCAGAGAACACAGCCUUGCAAAGUCUCAAUCCUUCAGCCAGGUCAUCGCGCUGGAAAAGCGAAACAGCAGGGAACAAGCAGCUGGCCACGAACUACUCCUACCAUGAAAAUAUCAAAGGAGAAACAGAACCAUCUCAGAUGCUGUACAUCCCCAGGGAUGCUUUUUUCUCCAUGGUUAAGAAAGACAUACUUUCUCCAUGUGCUGCAGUCUCUGAGCAGGGCAGCAACCCCAGAGAUGAUGCUACUCAAAACCCUCCUCCUCCCAUCCAAAAUGGAGAAGCCACCACAGGAGAGUAUGCCACAAACUUAGCAGAAUCUGUAAUGCAAGACGCCUUCAUCAGAUUGUCUCAGUCACAACCCACCCUCCCCCAGGAAUCUGUGGUCAGGUUCUCUGUGGGGAAUGCUCUUCUUCCCAGUGGCUGUUGCACAAAAGAUAUGGUGGCCUCUCGGUCAUGGAAUGAGCUCCCCAAAAUUGUCAUUGUGCAGAGCCCAGACGGCUGUGAUACUGCCCCUGAGCCAAGUGUCUCUUCCUUGCCCGACAUGGAAGUUUCUGUUGAAACCUCGGGCAUUUUUUCCGGAGAGGGCUCCAGCAGACCCACUCAGAGUGCCCUAGAAGUCGCACUGGCUUGUGCGGCCACUGUUAUUGGAACCAUUUCCAGUCCACAGGCCACAGAAAGAUUCACCAUGGAGCAGGAAUCUCUGAUAUCCAAUUAUGCCCAGAAAGGCAGCAGGGUUCAGGAGACUCAAAAUCCCCAAGUAGUCAUGGAACCUUCUAUAACUGAAUACUCCUUCCCAUCGGCUCUGUGUGGCAUGACCCAGGUGGCAAGUGCUGUUGCUGUCUGUGGCCUAGGAGAAAGAGAAGAGGUGACAUGCUCUGGAGCUCCAAGUGGCCUCGUGCCCACAUCUGGGGCUUCUGAAGAACUAGCCUCAACUGGAAAGUUAGUGAAGGAGAGGAGCCCAGCACUGGGGAAGGAAGCCAUUGCAGAGGCUCUGCUCAGGGAGGCUGCUCUGGUUUUAGCAAGGCCUGAUGCGUACAGCAGCAUUGGAGACCUCUUGGAAUCUGUGAACAGGAGGGUUAUAGAAACUACAUCCAAAACCCAGGUCCUGUGUGCAGAAAGUGUUCGAAGGAACGAACUGGCGCACACCUUGUCCAAUGUCAUCCUAAAGCAUUCUAUUGAUGAACUCCACCAGAAAAAUGCAGGGGCUUGCCCCACUGACGAAAGGCUUCCCAGUGGAACUCUGGACACUUUAAUGGAAAGUGUGAGCCAGCUGCUCCACAGUGUGAUCUGCUUCACGUUCAAGAAGGUGAGUCACGUUGUGACUGUCAAUGAACAUCCCACUGGCCUUUCUAAGGAGACUGUCAGUUGGAUGCAGUCAGUUCCCAUAGGUUGCCAGUCAUUUGAUCAGGCUGCUGGCCAAGCAUGGACAGAAGCCUCGGCAUGCUCCAGCAGCCAUCCUCUUAGCAAUGCACACGGCACUGGCCUCGCCAUCAGUGAUCUUAUCGAGGAAGCAUCUCCUAAGCAAAACACCGGUGGAACACGGCCAGGACUAUUCAACAACCCAUGCAGCCACAGAGGGCUUGAUUCGAUGCCUAAGACAUUCCCCAAGGAAAUAUAUCUCAAAGGGAUUGGGGGAGGGGACACAGGAACCCUUCAUCAUAUACUCAGUUAUGAAUGCAAUGAGCAAAGAGCCUCUACAGAAGUAGGAAAGUUGAUGGCAACAGGCGAGUGCUGCAGUGGCUCCCAGGAAACCGAAGACAGCAUUUUCUCAAACACCCAAGAGAAAUACACCUGUGCCACACCCCUAAAUCAUGAAGUUCAAGUUAACCUAUCCUUGUUAGGGGAUGACCUGGUGGCUCCUGCUCAAUCUACACCACAGGAAAGGCAGUCCGAGGUCUAUUGCCUCACAGACUUUGCGGAAGAAUUGGCAGAGACUGUUGUCUCCAUGGCAACCGAAAUAGCUGCAAUCUGCCUCGACAACUCCAACGGAAAACAGCCCUGGUUUUGUGCUUGGAAAAGAGGGAAUGAGUUUCUGGUGACGCCCAAUGGAUCCUGCCGAUCCUUGAAGAGGAAGAAGGAAAACUCCGGAGGCGGCAGCGCUGUGAGGAAACACAAGCCACCCCGCCUCAGUGAAAUCAAGAGAAAAGCAGAUGAGCACCCGGAGCUGAAAGAGAAACUGAUGAACAGAGUUAUGGAUGAGUCUGUGAACCUCGAAGACAUCCCUGACACCGUCAGUACUUUUGCAAAUGAGGUGGCAGCCAAGAUCAUGAACCUAACGGAGUUCUCCAUGGUGGAUGGAGUGUGGCAAGCCCAGAGCUGUUCCCGGAACCGACUUCUGGGUGGUGAUAGGUGGAACCGGCUGAAAGCCUCUAGCUGCGAGAGCAUUCCAGAGGAGGACUCUGAAGGCCGGGUCUUUGUGAACAACCUGGGUUUGAUGAGUACCUUAAGCCAACCUGUUAGCAGGGCCAGCUCAGUCUCCAAGCAGUCUAGCUGUGAGAGCAUCACCGAUGAGUUUUCCAGGUUCAUGGUGAAACAGAUGGAGAAUGAAGGGAGGGGCUUUGAGUUGCUGCUGGACUACUAUGCUGGCAAAAAUGCCAGCAGUAUUCUGAGCUCAGCAAUGCAGCAGGCAUGCCAGAAAAAUGACCACCUCAGCGUGAGACCGAGCUGCCCCUCUAAGCAGUCCAGCACAGAGAGUAUAACAGAGGAGUUCUAUAGGUACAUGCUGAGGGACAUUGCCAGAGAGAGCAAAGAUGGCACCUCCUCCAGGCGAAGCAGCCAUGACUGGACCACAGGCUUGCUGUCUCCUUCUCCAAGAUCCCCGCUCUGUUACAGACAGUCGUCUAUGCCUGACAGCAGGUCCCCAUGCUCCAGGUUAACAGUAAAUGCACCUGUCAAAGCCAACUCCUUAGAUGGCUUUGCCCAAAACUGCCCUCAAGAUGCCCUAAAUGUACAGCCAGUCAGUAGGGCUUCCUCAUCCGGACUCUGCAAAUCAGACUCAUGCUUGUACCGUAGAAGUGGCACUGACCGGAUCACAACCAUGCUAAUUCACGAAACGUGGGCCAGCUCCAUUGAGGCCCUCAUGAGAAAGAACAAAAUUAUUGUGGAUGAUGAUGAGGCAGCUGAUGCCAGUCCCGGUCCUGUGGCUGGUGGCUCUCCUUUGCAAAUAGAAAAGUGUGCAAACAGAUUAGCCAUCAGCACAGGGCACAGGGGACCAGCUCUGCUUGUACAGGAGUCUGUUGAUUACCAGAGAAAGGAUGCUGCUGCAGAAGGCAAUUGUUCCCCAGUAUCAUCUCCAAGGAAACCGGCCCCUGUCACAAAACUCAGUGGUCUUGAUCCGAGAAGAGAAGCCUCUUCGAGCCACAAUGCCAAGGCUAUUGUUCUCAAGAGCCCCAGGCAGGCAAUUUGCUCAAGGGACGUGCCUUUGAUUCAGAUAGAGACAGAUCAGAAAGAAGCGUGCGUUGGAGAAGCUGAAGGCUUCCUUCCCCAAAGUGGCCCCGCAGAGGAAGCAGAAGGGCGUCGGCCUGAAGAAACCAUCCCAGAAGUGGCCAGAUGUGCAGACACAGCCCUGAGCACCUGUCAGAGCUGUCGUGACAGCCUUGAGACCAGAGAAGAGUCAGAAGUGGAUGUUUUGAAAGAAGUCAGACCCCCAGAUGAGUCCCCGAACCCUCCAAGCAGCAGCGAAGAGAGCACAGGCAGCUGGUCCCAGCUGGCCAAUGAAGAUGACAACCCAGAUGAUACAAGUAGCUUUCUGCAGCUCAGUGAAAGGUCCAUGAGCAAUGGCAACAGUAGUGCCACUAGCAGUCUUGGCAUUAUGGACCUGGACAUUUAUCAGGAAAACAUACCGUCUUCUCCCAUGAUUAACGAAUUGGUAGAAGAAAAGGAGAGUCUUAAGGAACAAUCGGAAAGCAUAAAGGAACAUGCCUCUGGACUGCCAGGGAGAGCAGCCAGCCCCCAGAGGAGCCUGCUGGUGAUCAACUUUGACUUGGAGCCAGAGUGCCCUGAUGCUGAGCUUCGAGCCACGCUGCAGUGGAUAGCUGCCUCCGAACUUGGGAUCCCAACUAUCUACUUUAAGAAAUCUCAGGAAAGCAGAAUUGAAAAGUUUCUAGAUGUUGUGAAGCAUGUCCAUCAGAAGUCCUGGAAAGUGGGCGAUAUAUUUCACGCCGUUGUCCAGUACUGCAAACUACAUGCAGAGCACAAAGAGGGGACUCCAGGUCUCUUUGACUGGCUCCUGGAGCUAGGAUAAGUCAGGUGCGCCCCUCAGAGAAUUUCCUUCCUCUAUCCCAGCUUAGGUUACGGUGGUUUGCGCUAAAUGCUCUGAACUUUCUCAACACACUGCAUCUCAUUAGCAGAACUAUUUAAAAAUCUGCUCCAGUACCAUGCACAGGGAAUAAGUCUGAAAGAAUGUGAAAUACAAGUCUAUACUAAUCAAUAUCGCUGUGGGCAGGUGUGAAAGGGCUUGUUUGAGAACAGUUUCGAGAGGAGAUACUUCAGUGAGGCCCAAAUAGGAGGGUUUCCAAAAGCCCAGCCUCCAGGAAAGCUACACUCACAUACACAUCACAGUAAAAAGUGAUCUAUAAUGACCCCGGCUAUGUGAAUCAAACAGAAACGAAGUCAUUGGGUUACAGUAAUUCUAUAAAUUAUGCCAAAAAACUUCAAUGCACUUUGCUUAAUGGGUACAGGGAUUAUCCACCCAAGGAAAUGUUUGGGAUAUAGUUGAAAGUUUCCAUACCUUUAUGUGAAUGAAUGAUUUCCAC